Messenger RNA from Girardinichthys multiradiatus, 6772 nucleotides. RefSeq names its product intraflagellar transport 172 (gene ift172). Gene Ontology annotation, cellular component: ciliary basal body; axoneme; intraciliary transport particle B. Gene Ontology annotation, biological process: intraciliary transport. NCBI's taxonomy places the organism in Eukaryota, Metazoa, Chordata, Actinopteri, Cyprinodontiformes, Goodeidae. The transcript has 48 exons. Gene Ontology annotation, molecular function: protein binding. Bases 154 to 5397 code for a protein of 1747 amino acids. The record is from RefSeq and is a predicted model, not a curated record.
CGGUAACUAAGGAGAUCACAGCUCUGUUUACUACAAAGAUGUCCUCCUCGCUAGCAGUUGCUAUCCUUGAGCUGGUCAGAGAGAUGACCGAGCUCUAAAUCGUCACCUCAGCGCUGAAAACCUCUCCUUGGGCUUCCUGUAGCUUCUUUCACAAUGCAGCUGAAGCAUAUUAAGACACUUUUAACCCCGCAGGAUGGUGCUGCCAAGGUGACAUGCAUGGCCUGGGCACCGAACAACAGCAGGUUUGCUGUUUGUACCGUGGACAGAGUGGUGCUGCUCUAUGAUGAGCAUGGAGAAAGGAGAGACAAGUUCUCCACAAAACCUCUGGACCCGAAGUAUGGAAAACAGAGCUAUGUGGUUAAUGACAUGGUCUUCUCGCCGGACUCCACCAAAAUCGCCAUUGGCCAGUCGGACAACAUCAUCUACGUCUACAGAAUCGGGGAGGACUGGGGGAACAAGAAAGCCAUCUGCAACAAAUUUGUCCAGACGAGUGCUGUGACUCGCCUUCUUUGGCCUGCAGAAAGUGCUAUUGUUUACGGAUUAGUUGAUGGGAAGGUCCGCCUCGCCAACACCCAGACCAACAAAUCCUCCACCAUCUACACCACAGAGUCCUGUGUUGUCUCUCUGGCAUCCAAUGUUUCUGGUAAGGGAGUCCUUUCUGGUCACGCUGAUGGGACUGUCGUGCGCUACUUCUUUGAUGAUCAAGGUUCAGGGGAGUCUCAGGGUAAGCUGCUGACACACCCGUGCCCUCCUUAUGCUCUGGCCUGGGGCGCAAACAGCAUCAUGGCGGGCGGCUGCGAUAAGAAGGUGGUGGCGUACAGCAAGGAGGGCCAAAUCCUGCAAAACUUCGACUACAGCCGUGACCGAUCGGAGAGAGAGUUCACGACGGCGGUCACCAGCCCCAGCGGGCAGUCUGUGGUGUUCGGCAGCUUCGACCGACUGCGAGUGUUUAGCUGGGCUCCAAGGAGAAGUGUGUGGGAUGAAGCCAAACCCAAAGAAAUCACCAACCUCUACACCAUCACCAGCUUGGCCUGGAAGAAAGACGGAUCGCGCCUUUGUGCUGGGACACUAUGUGGCGCAGUGGAGCUGUUUGACUGCUGCUUGAGGAGAACAAUCUAUAAGAACAAGUUUGAGAUGACCUACGUUGGUCUAAGUCAGGUGAUCGUAAGGAACCUCUCUACUGGAACACGGGUGGUGCUGAAGUCCUACUACGGCUAUGAGAUAGAAGAAGUCAAGAUCAUGGGAAAAGAUCGGUACCUGGUGGCUCACACCUCUGAUACUCUUCUGCUUGGGGACCUGCUGACCAACAAAUUAAGCGAGGUGCCUUGGCAAGGUUCUGGAGGAAACGAAAAGUUCUCUUUCGAAAAUGAAACGGUGUGCAUGAUCUUUAACGCCGGGGAGCUGAGCCUGGUGGAGUACAGUAACAAUGAGAUUCUGGGAUCAGUCAGGACAGAGUUCAUGAAUCCACACCUCAUCAGUGUGCGAAUUAAUGAGAGGAAACAGAGAGGAGUGGAAGACAACAAGAAGCUUGCUUAUCUGAUCGACUUAAAGACCAUUGCCAUUGUGGACUUGGCUGGAGGCUACAACCUGGGAACCAUCAGUCACGACUCCAAGAUUGACUGGCUGGAGCUCAAUGAAACCGGACGGAAACUGCUGUUCAGGGACAAGAAGCUGCGGCUCCACCUGUACAACAUAGAGUCCGGGGUGAAGACCACGCUGCUCAGUUUCUGUUCGUACGUCCAAUGGGUGCCCGGCAGUGACGUGGUGGUCGCUCAGGACAGGGGCAACAUUUGCAUCUGGUACAGCAUCGACAGCCCAGAGAGCAUCACCAUGUUCCCCAUCAAGGGAGACAUUGUGGAUUUGGAAAGAGCUGAUGGCAGGACAGAAGUCAUAGUGACAGAGGGUGUCAACACAGUGACGUACACUUUGGACGAAGGCCUUAUUGAGUUUGGUACUGCCAUCGAUGAUGGAGAUUACGACAGAGCAACAGCGUUUCUGGAGACGCUGGAGAUGUCACCAGAGACUGAGGCCAUGUGGAAGACUCUCAGCAAGCUGGCUGCAGAAACACGCCAGCUGCACAUCGCAGAAAGAUGUUUUGCUGCUCUGGGUGAUGUCUCAACUGUUCGGUUCCUCCACCAGACAAAUCAGAUCGCAGACAAAUUUUCACAGGAAAUGGGAGAAGACGGGACAUCAUUUUACAAAGUCCAAGCCCACAUGGCCAUGUUGCAUAAGAACUUUAAACUGGCUGAGAUGCAUUACAUGGAGCAGAAUGCCAUUGACGAGGCCAUAGAGAUGUACCAAGAGCUCCACAUGUGGGACCACUGCAUCGCUGUGGCUGAAGCCAAGAACCACCCAGAGGUCAACACCCUGCGUGGGAACUACUACCAGUGGCUCACAGAGACGGGUCAAGAUGAGAAGGCCGGCGAGGUAAAGGAGAGUGAAGGAGAUUUCCAGGCAGCCAUCAACCUCUACCUGAAGGCUGGACUACCAGCCAAAGCUGCCCGUCUGGCCAUCAGCCGUCCAGAGAUCUCCAGCAGCACAGAGACCGUCAGUCGCAUCGCUGCCAGUCUCAUCAAGGGAGAGUUGUAUGAUAGAGCUGGAGAUCUAUAUGAGAAGGCCAGGAACAACCAGAGAGCUUUAGAGUGCUACUGCAAAGGGGGGGCCUUCAGGAAAGCGGUGGAGCUGGCUCGUGUUGCUUUCCCUGCCGAGGUGGUGAAACUGGAGGAGGCCUGGGGAGACUAUCUCGUCCAGCAGAAACAGAUGGACGCCGCCAUCAAUCAUUUCAUUGAAGCAGGCUGCUCUCUCAAAGCCAUCGAGGCAGCAAUCGCAGCUCGCCAGUGGAAGAAGGCCGUCCACAUCCUGGAGUUGCAGGAGGACGCAUCAGCAGAGAAAUUUUAUGUUAAGAUAGCUCAGCACUACGCCUCCAUUCAGGACUACGAGGUGGCAGAGCAGCUGUUUGUGAAAGGAGGUCACAUCAAAGAUGCCGUUGACAUGUACACCGCAGCAGGGCGCUGGGAGGAGGCUCACAAGCUGGCUGUGAAGUGUAUGACAGAGGAGGAAGUUAGCGCUCUGUACGUCAGCAGAGCUCAGGAGCUGGAGAAGGACGGAAAGUUCAAGGAGGCUGAAAGGCUGUUUGCCACCGUGAAGCAGCCUGACCUUGCCAUCACCAUGUACAAGAAGAACCGGAUGUUUGAUGAUGUUAUUCGUUUAGUAGCCAAACAUCACCCCGACCUUCUGACGGAGACCCACCUCCACCUGGCCAAGGAGCUGGAAGCUGAGUCCAGGUUCUCAGAAGCAGAGUACCACUUCAUGGAGGCUGAAGAGUGGAAGGCGGUGGUUCAUAUGUACAGAGUCCAUGAUAUGUGGGAGGAUGCAUACAGGGUGGCAAAGAACCAUGGAGGUGCUGGAGGCCAGAAGCAGGUGGCCUACUUGUGGGCCAGGAGUCUGGGCGGAGAGGCCGCCGUCAAGCUGCUGAACAAGUUUGGCCUGUUGGAAUACGCCAUCGAGUCUGCUGCAAAUAAGUUCUCAUUUGACUUUGCCUUUGACUUGGCUCGCCUGUCAUGUAAGGAAAAGAUUCCUGAGAUCCACCUGAAGCAUGCCAUUUACCUGGAGGAUGAGGCAAGGUUUCCCGAGGCUGAAGUUGAGUUCAUCAAGGCAGGAAAACCCAAAGAAGCGGUCUUCAUGUAUGUCCACAACAAGGACUGGGCCAACGCUCAGCGGGUGGCCGAGAACCACGAUCCAGAGAGCGUUUCCGAGGUUCUGGUCGGCCAAGCCAAGUUCUGCUUUGAACAGAAAGAUUUCCAGAAGGCCGAGGCGUUCCUGCUGCGAGCGCAGAGGCCUGAACUAGCCGUUAAAUUUUAUAAGGAUGCCGACAUGUGGAGUGAUGCAAUGCGGAUUUGUAAAGAGUAUCUCCCCAGCAAGCUCUCCAUGCUGCAGGAGGAGUAUGAGAGGGUUACGUCCAAGAAGGGAGGCUGGGGUGUGGAAGGUUUGCUGGAACAGGCCAGGGAGUGGGAGCAGUCGGGAGAAUAUUCCCGAGCUGUGGACUGUUACCUGAAGGUGAAGGAUGACUCCAACGUGACCUUGAUGGAAAAGUGCUGGAUGAAGGCAGCAGAGCUUUCCACCAAGUUCCUGAGUGGAGACCGAGCCACAGAGGUGGUUCAGCUCGUCGGGCCACGACUCGCACAGCUGAGGAAGUUUAACGCUGCUGCUGAGCUUUACCUCAACAUGGAUCUCAUCAAAGAGGCGAUCGAUGCCUUCAUUGAGGGCGAGGAGUGGAAUAAAGCCAAGAGAGUCGCCAAAGAGCUGGAACCAAGAUAUGAGAACUAUGUGGAUCAGAAGUACAAGGAGCACCUAAAAAACCAAGGCAGAGUGGAGUCUCUGGUGGGUGUGGACGUCAUGGCAGCUCUGGACCUGUACGCGGAGAAAGGCCAGUGGGAGAAAUGUCUGGACACGGCGUCCAAACAGAAUUUUAAAAUCCUCCAUAAGUACGUUGCUCUUUACGCGACUCAUCUCAUCAAAGACGACGAUGCUCUGAAAGCUCUGCAGCUCUACACACAGCACGGAGCUCCACCGAACCCACAAAACUUCAACAUCUACAAGCGUCUGUUUCUGGACCUGAUCAACCUUUCCAACACUGACGGGCCGGAGUCUUACCGCAUGUGGGCCGACCUACGAAACUUCCUGCAGCAGCUGUGUGAGAACAUGUCCAAGUCAGCUGAGGCCAACUCUCCAGCUCAUGAAGAUUUUGAGCAGAUGCUGCUGAUCGCUCACUACUUGGCCACUCGGUCCGCAGCUAAAGGGGUGGAGCAGCUGCUGAGUGUAGCAGCCAAGGUUUCUGUGUCUCUGCUGCGUUACACUGAGCUUAUUCACGCAGACAAAGCUUUCUAUGAAGCUGGCCUAGCCUGCAAGGCGGUUGGCUGGGAGAACAUGGCCUUUAUCUUUUUCAACCACUUUGUGGACCUGUGUGAUGCCUUGGAUGACGCCCGCGCUCCGGAUCACUCCGACUUCCUGGACACAGACAUUCCCUUUGAGGUUCCACUUCCCAACAAACUCUGUGUGACCGAUGCCCAGCUAGAGCAGAUCCGUGACUGGGUGCUGAUGGUGUCCGUGGAAAACCGGCUAGAGCAGGUUCUCCCACGGGACGAAAGAGACACGUACGAAGCCUCGCUGGUGGCCGCCAACACCGGCCUUCGCUCGCUGCCUUGUGUUCUUACCGGUUAUCCUGUGCUGAGGAAUAAAAUUGAGUUUCCAGCAGCGGGAAAAGCAGCUAACAAAGAAGACUGGAAUAAAUUUCUUAUGGCAACAAAGACCACUCACAGUCCAGAGUGUCAGGAUGUCCUAACAUUCAUAAGUCAAUGGUGUGGUGGUCUACCUGCAUCAGGAUUCGCCUUCCACUGAUGGGAAUGCUCUCCGUACAUACUUCCAUAUUCCUUGGCUGCUAUUAUUUCUUUAUUUUCUGUUACAUGUUUGUUCCCUGCCGGCUUUUUCUUUGCCAUCUUGAUUUAUUUAUUUUAUGUUUUACUGAAAUUAAAUGUUGCUUAAGUUUCCUUUAUGCAAUUACAUAAAGAUCCUAAAUUGAAUUGAAGAAAUAGCCAAAAGAAGACGAAUUUAAAGUGAGACCCUGCCUGAAGAAUUUCAAUAUACAUUACAUUACAUUUCAUUCAUUCAUAUUUAUACUAAUAAAUAAUUAAAGAAUAGUGUAAUAUUUGUGGAAAUACUUAUUUGCUUUUUUUGGGUGUAUUUAUCUUAUUUUGACAAAGCUAGGCUAGGCUAAGCUACACUAGCAGCCUAGCCUAGCUUGAUUUAGCUACAGUGCUGAACGCAGCUAGCUAGUCUUAGACCCAAAUUCUACUUUUAUUUCUAACGAAUGUUUAAACGUUGUUGUUCCCCAAACAAUACUUUCAACAGACUUUACUGUUUCCAUAUUUAUCAGAUUUUAUUUUACAUGAAGUUAAUGAAACCUAAGCCAAAAAUUGCUAGCUUUAGCUACAUGUACAAAUAAGAGUGGGUUAGACUUUUUGCUUUUAAACCAUUUUUAAUAGUGACUUAGCAAAGCAGAAUUUAAAAUACUUAUUCAGUCUGUGUUAAAAUGGCUAUAAAUCACUGCUUGCUAUAAAACAGAAAAAAACAUGAUAGCAAAAACAAAUCUUUUAGUAUCCCAAAGUGGUAGACCACCAAUUGUAUUACAGAAAAAAAUUUAUUACACUUAUAAUUAUAUCAAAUUAUUUAUAGUAAACAUAGUUUCAUUUCCUAGGCUUUCAAACAUCAGCACUAGUCCUAUUAAAAUUUUGACACAACACACAAUAUAUAUCAGCAUUUACCCAGUUAUAACUGGUAUUGCAGAGGAGUUUUUAUUCAAGUGAAAUGUUAAUACUAGUGAAUUUAUAAGAGUAUUCAAACGCAUAUAUAAAGAUAUAUAUUAUUUUUCAAAUGUUUCAUCUCAACUGUCACAAUAUCAAACGUCAUCUAUCUUUGUAUUAGUCUUUUCUAUCGUCCCUUUGCUUGACUUUCUCUCAGGAUGGCAUAGCUGAUAAAGCCAAAGGUUGUCUAAAUUUUAAUAAAGCUUUUUACAUUUUACAAAGCUGCAGCAUGACUUUAUUUACCGUUGCUGAUCAGUUUUAGGACUAUUUGAUCUACACGGACUGAAAUUGUUUUGUUUUCUGUGAAUGUGUGUUUUUGAAGGGAGAAAUGCCUUUACUGCAUGUUUGCUGUGGAUUUAUUUUGUUUGGAAAUGUCUAAAUAAUAGAGUUAAAUAAUAAACAGGUUAAAAGCA